AUGCCCGCCCACUUCUACACCUACAAUUCUCUCAAUCCCUCUGCCGUGAACACUCAACCUGCCGCGUGGCACUGGGAAGAUCCAGCAGAUUGGCCGCGCACCUAUCUCUACGUUUCUAACCAGAACGGCGCACAGGGAAUCCAUCCUCCAGCUCCCGUCUAUCAGUCAAACCAACCUGCUCAGCCCACUAUGUACUACUUCCAGGCAAGUGGUAGUGCCAGUGCCCCAGCUGGCUACUACGUCAAUGGCAUCUACCAUGGAACAAGCCCUCCCACUGCCUCAACUGCUGCAGCCGCGACCUCGUACCAAGUCCCGUUCGCCGCUGCCCCGAUCUGGUCUCAGUCUCCGGGCCCAGCGCAAGCCGCCGCCGCAGUCGCGGCCAACGCCGCCCUCGCCGCAAUGCCGAAUGCCCCAGCCUACUUUGUCGGAGCCACGGCAGCAGACAUUCAAGCCCAUAACGCCAUCUUGCUAGCCAACAUGCAAGCCGCGCAACAGCAGCCGAGUCAACUCGUGCCAUUCAAGCCUGGUCAGAGCCCGCAAUUCUGGUGCAAGGAACUCGACUCCAGCUGGACUUUGAGAGAAUACAGCGACGCAUUGAAGCCAGAUUUUCCACCUGGUCACUGGGAGAAACAUGCCACAAGUGGGUAUCACUACUACGUCCGUCACGCUACUUGA
Molecule: messenger RNA, 675 nt
Organism: Cladophialophora carrionii CBS 160.54
Lineage: Eukaryota; Fungi; Ascomycota; Eurotiomycetes; Chaetothyriales; Herpotrichiellaceae
Exons: 3
Coding region: 1-675 (224 amino acids)
Source: RefSeq, a predicted model, not a curated record